AUGUUCCGGUCUCUGGCUCCCCGCGCCGUGCAGAGGGUGACACGCCCCGUCUCGAACAGCACAUUCUGCGCAUCCAACAUCUACUUCCAGAAUAGAUUACGACGCAGCUACGCAACGGAAUCUGAGGAGAAGGACCUGGUCAUCAUCGGUGGCGGUGUUGCGGGAUAUGUCGCGGCUAUCAAGGCUGGACAGGCCGGCCUGAAGGUCGCCUGUAUCGAGAAGCGCGGCUCCCUCGGCGGAACCUGCCUGAACGUCGGCUGCAUUCCGUCCAAGUCACUCCUGAACAACUCGCACCUUUACCACCAGAUCCUCCACGACACCAAGGGCCGCGGCAUCGAGGUCAACGAUGUCAAGCUCAACCUCCCCGCCAUGAUGAAGGCGAAGGACACCUCGGUCGCUGGUCUGACCAAGGGUAUCGAGUUUCUCUUCAAGAAGAACAACGUAGAGUACAUUAAGGGUACUGGCGCCUUCCAGGACGAGCACACUAUCGCUGUCAACCUCGUUGAGGGCGGCGAAACCACCGUCCGCGCCAAGAACAUUCUUAUUGCCACUGGUUCUGAGGCCACACCCUUCCCCGGUCUGACCAUUGAUGAGCAGAGGGUCAUCACUUCCACUGGCGCCAUUGCGCUCCAGGAGGUUCCCAAGAAGAUGGUCGUCAUUGGUGGCGGUAUCAUCGGUCUCGAGAUGGCUUCCGUCUGGUCGCGUCUCGGCUCCGACGUCACCGUCGUUGAGUUCCUUGGUCAGAUUGGUGGUCCCGGUAUGGACCAGGAGAUCGCCAAGAACGCUCAGAAGAUCCUCAAGAAGCAGGGUCUGAACUUCAAGCUCAACACCAAGGUCAUGGCCGGCGAGGUUUCCGAGCAGGGUAUCCAGGUCAACGUUGAGGCCGCCAAGGGUGGCAAGGCCGAGAGCAUUGACGCUGAUGUCGUUCUCGUCGCUAUCGGCCGCCGCCCCUACACUGCCGGUCUCGGUCUCGACAACAUCGGUCUUGAGACUGAUGACCGUGGCCGCCUGAUCAUCGACCAGGAGUACCGCACCAAGAUCCAGCACAUCCGCGCUAUCGGUGAUUGCACCUUCGGUCCUAUGCUUGCCCACAAGGCCGAGGAGGAGGCUGUCGCCGCCAUCGAGUACAUCACCAAGGGCCACGGCCACGUCAACUACGGUGCCAUCCCCUCGGUCAUGUACACUCACCCCGAGGUUGCAUGGGUUGGCCAGAACGAGCAGGAGCUCAAGGAGGCCGGCAUCAAGUACAAUGUCGGAAAUUUCCCCUUCUCUGCCAAUUCCCGUGCGAAGACUAACCUCGACACCGAGGGCAUGGUCAAGUUCCUCGCAGACGCCCAGACCGACAGGAUACUGGGCAUCCACAUCAUCGGCGCCAACGCUGGUGAGAUGAUUGCUGAGGGCACUCUUGCUCUCGAGUACGGCGCUAGCUCAGAGGAUGUUGCACGCACAUGUCACGCUCACCCUACUCUUGCUGAGGCGUUCAAGGAGGCUGCCAUGGCCACCUACGACAAGGCUGUUCACUACUAG
Didymella exigua CBS 183.55 is the source of this 1527-nucleotide messenger RNA. RefSeq names its product dihydrolipoyl dehydrogenase mitochondrial precursor. Gene Ontology annotation, molecular function: flavin adenine dinucleotide binding; dihydrolipoyl dehydrogenase (NADH) activity. The transcript is spliced from 5 exons. NCBI's taxonomy places the organism in Eukaryota, Fungi, Ascomycota, Dothideomycetes, Pleosporales, Didymellaceae. The record is from RefSeq and is a predicted model, not a curated record. The coding region runs from base 1 to 1527 and encodes 508 amino acids. Gene Ontology annotation, cellular component: mitochondrion; oxoglutarate dehydrogenase complex.